GCUGUUGUUGCUGCGAUCUGUUUUGGUUUUUUUAGGAGAAAGACAUGGCGCCGAUGCUGCAUCACAUCAUCUCAUGACAUUUUAAUGUUUGAGCUCAUGCUGAAUUUAAAUGGCAAUGAUAGACGCAUUUUGUGCAGCUGUUGCUGACGGAAAUCUAGAGUUGGUGAAGGGAUUUAUAUCGAGAAGAGCUGAUCCGAAUCAGAAGUCAUCAGAAGGAUUUCUUCCAUUGUGUUUGGCAGCAUUUUGGGGCUACAGCAAUAUAGUUAAACUUCUCCUUGAAUAUGGAGCAAGUGUGAAUGGACAAAAUAAUGGGACAUUUUGGACACCAUGCCACUGUGCUGCCUUUCAGGGACAUGGGAAAGUCAUCAUGACACUUUUAGAGUAUAAUCCAAAUCUGCAAUUAAAAGAUGAUUUAAACAGAACCUGCAUAGACUUUGCUUCUGCACUUGACUCUAUCUGGCCUCAUUUUGCAGCAAAAGGAUGUAAAAGAACUACAAAGGAAAAUCUGAUUCGCCUGAAAAUUGUAGAGAAGGUAGUGGCCAGGAAUGAUCCAUAUUCAUUUGGCAUGGAGACACCUUAUUUUUCACGUCCUGGCUCUGCAUACGUUGUUAAAUCACAGCCACUAUAUGGAAAAAGUAGAACGCUUAAAACUGAAAAUGAUUCCAAGGGUGAUUUGUCCGACAAGCAGUAUCUUGCUUUGAAUCAUGGGGACGUUUUAAAUGAGGCUUCUGGAACUGAUCAUCUGACUUCUACCCCUAGCUCUGUUCCACGAUUUUCAGCCUGGAGGACGUAGUGUUUAACUGAAUAUUUUUAUAUCGCAAGGGAGGGUGUGAGAGACAAAAACAAAUGGUGGAAAAGGGAGAUCGUUAGUUGAGAAGGAUAUCCUGCCAUGUAAGGGGUAUCAGGUUUUUUAUUUAGUGUGACAUGAAAAUUUAUGAGAAAUUAAUUUUCUCAUUUAUUUGAUAAGUAAUUUAUAGUUAAAAUUAAUGUCAUUCUUUAGCUUUAAUGUAAAGUCCCUGUUCAUUAACUCAAUGACGGACAACUCUAAACCGCCUUAAAAUUUGCCCUCAUUCUGCCCCAAAGUUUAUUUACUAUGUUCAAUGUUAUGUAGAAACGAUCUCGAAACAAUUUAGGUUUACUCAGGCGUCCGUUAAAUUAAAGUUUAAUUUUACUUUCAAUUUGGCUACUUAGUAGAGACUGGAUAGUCCUAUAGCUCGCAUUCAGUAAGCCAAGAAUACACUGGGGCAGCUUUUGUGCCUAUUAUAUGAAAUACUCCUACGAAUAAUAAUCUAGAUUAAUAAGCGAUUUUUAUGAUAAUAAUUGUUGAUAUAAAAAUGGCAGUUAUAUUUGUAUUAUUUUUCAGA
Molecule: messenger RNA, 1364 nt
Organism: Rhopilema esculentum
Lineage: Eukaryota; Metazoa; Cnidaria; Scyphozoa; Rhizostomeae; Rhizostomatidae
Molecular function (GO): protein binding
Source: RefSeq, a predicted model, not a curated record